AUGGACGCCUUUUGUUUCGCGGGCAAGACUUCCCGCCAUAAGAAGCUGGACCUUGCACCCACGAAGAACACAAAUACGAUACUCCCUUCGCCUAUCUACGACCACUACGCUUCACUAGUGUACUACACGCUUCAAGAAAUCAACACCUACUUUACUCUUACUACCAGCAGUGACACAGGCCGCUGCUAUUUUUCCAUCCCAGAGGCUCCAGCUAUGUCGAUGAAAGCGUUGAAGCCCGAAGAGAUCGUUGCCGGUAUCAACAGGAAAGUCGAGUUCCUUAUAGAAAGCCUUGCAGUCGAAAAGAAAGAGAAGGAAGCACUUCAGGAAAGGUUUGCUGGGCUGCAGAGCGAGCUCAAUGCAUUACAGCAGCAUCACAGCACCAGCGAGUAA
Molecule: messenger RNA, 390 nt
Organism: Fonsecaea monophora
Lineage: Eukaryota; Fungi; Ascomycota; Eurotiomycetes; Chaetothyriales; Herpotrichiellaceae
Exons: 2
Coding region: 1-390 (129 amino acids)
Source: RefSeq, a predicted model, not a curated record